Scleropages formosus (Asian bonytongue) is the source of this 1651-nucleotide messenger RNA. Its product is annotated as reticulophagy regulator 3-like. Gene Ontology annotation, biological process: reticulophagy. Bases 82 to 1071 code for a protein of 329 amino acids. NCBI's taxonomy places the organism in Eukaryota, Metazoa, Chordata, Actinopteri, Osteoglossiformes, Osteoglossidae. The transcript has 7 exons. The record is from RefSeq and is a predicted model, not a curated record.
GCGGACGCGCACCGGGAUCCCAGUCGUCCCCCCCUGCGAAGCCGACCGCAGCGCAGCGGCAGGGAGGUGAGGGUGCGUGCGAUGCGCGCGGCCGUGCUGAGGAGGCUCGCGCCGUACGGCGCAGAGCUGUUCCGCGUGCGCUCGCUCGCGCUGUGCAAGAGCCCUCUGCGCACCCUCACGCUGUUCUCGGCUCUCCACGUCGUCUUCUGGUUUGUUGCCCUGUCAUCUUUUCGCCCGCUUUUCCUCGUGUGCAGCGGCCUGAUUGUCGCUGUGUGCGUUGACACGUGGCGUAACGGGAUCUGGCCCAAGAUCAGAUCCUACCCACCAAAUGAAAAUGAAAGCCUUUUUAACAAACGGGAUGCAGGAUGCUCAGGGACCCUUAAUCUUUCUGAGCUCAGUAACCACAUCGCUGAGGUGUGCAUCAGUGCUUCAUGCUUUGCAAGGGGCCUUGUGGUCUACAGAAGACGAAAUCCAGGCCAGUUUUGUUUCCUGGCGUGUUGCUUCUUCACAUUUCUGGCAGCUGUAGGAUAUUACAUUCCAGGCCUUGUACUCUCAUACUCAGCUGUGCUACUGUUGCUGCUCUACCCCUUGGCAGUGAAUCACAGGGUAUGGCAGCGGCUGUCUGCACGCUUGGAGCCGGCCCUGUGGUGGCUGAACUUCAGUAACCCUGCCUACAUGAUGUCCAAACCCAAAGAGUACUCCAAGAGGCAAAGUGACCCUAAGGAUCCCGGUGCCCCUGAACUGGCUGAAUUCCCUUCUGUCAGUAAAGAUGACAAUAAGACCAGCAGUGGGUACCGUACCCUCAACCUGUCUGGUGGUGAUUCCUCCAGCACAGCCCCGAUGGAAGCUCCCGUUACUGCCACCUUCUCCAGCCUUAAUGGGGGUUCUCUGAGCAAUAUCCAGCCUUACGCCUUUGCUGGAACCCACAGCGAAGGCCAUUCUUGUAUGUCCACCGGCCAGAGAUAUUCGGAGCAGCCCAACGUUGAUCCAGAUCUUGAGGGGGAGGACUUUGAGAUGCUGGAUCGGUCAGAGCUACACCACAUGGACUCCUUGGGGCAAAAGGUGCAAUAAAAGAGUUUGGCUUCCGUACUCAUAUUCCGGGCACGACCCACUGAGGCUUCUCCCGCUGCUGUAUCAAAAAGAGAUUGAGGUGUAUGCGUAUUACAGUGUGAGUGUGGGUGUGUGUUUGGUGUUACUCAGAAUAUUUGGUUUGGCUUUCAAAUGAUACCACUGACGUAUUAUUUCUUGAUUUAUUGCAGUCAGCUCAUGUAAUAUUAACCAAACAUCAAAUCUUUUUUUUAAUUCAACUUUGGUCGCCUGCCUUCUAUUCAUUUCACUGUAAAUGACUGAUUGCCCUUAAGCAUUUUUUAUUCCUAACAUCCCUGAGCUCGACAUGAAGGAUCCAAUAGAAAUUUCUUGCAUAAACUGCUGUUUGUAUAUCCUUUUGAGUUACAGGAUUAUGAAUAUAUCUGGGGGUGAAUGAGGGAAAAAGGAACUUUACAGUAAAGUGGCUUCAUUGUCAUUUCAACCAUAUACAGCUGGUACCGUAUACAGUCAAACGAAACAACGCUCCUCCAGGACUGUGAUGCUACAUAAAACAAUACAAAGCUACUCACACAGGACUACACAAAGUGCACAUGUGCAAGACGUG